UUGGCCGCGCUUUUCUGUUUUCCUCUUCUUUUUUUUGGCGAACCGAGAGAAAAAUGGGAUUCGAGCUGGAUCGCUUCAGCGGGGACGUGGACCCCGACUUCAAGUGCAAUCUGUGCAACAAAGUCCUGGAGGACCCGCUCACCACCCCCUGCGGCCAUGUGUUCUGCGCGGGCUGCGUGCUGCCCUGGGUGGUGCAGCAGGGCAGCUGCCCCGUGAAGUGCCAGCGCAUCUCCACCAAGGAGCUCAACCACGUCCUGCCGCUCAAGAGCCUCAUCCUCAAGCUGGACAUCAAGUGCGACAACCACGCGCGGGGCUGCGACGCCGUGGUGCCGCUGCAGCAGCUGGGCGAGCACGCCGAGACGUGCGACUUCUCUCCGGCCAAGUGCCGCAACCGCGGCUGCCGCCAGGUGCUCAACCUGCGCGACGUGGCGACGCCAAUAGCUCUAGGCCACCCAACGGGGGCUCCCCGGGCUGAGAAUGGUGCUGAGCCACCACGAGAGCGACCCGCAGGACGGUGCUGUGCCCGGCGCUCCUUCAGCCGCCUUUUGGCUGCCUCUAGGAUGAGCCGCUCCGCAACUUGGGCACCUCGCCGGGCGGGUGAAGAAACUAAAGCACUGACUCUUGUCCUUCAUCGUGACUCUGGCUCUCUUGGAUUUAAUAUUAUUGGUGGCCGACCAUGCAUGGACAAUCAAGAUGGUUUGUCUAGUGAAGGAAUUUUUGUAUCGAAAAUAGUUGACACUGGGCCUGCUGCUAAGGAAGGAGGGCUACAAAUUCAUGACAGGAUUAUUGAGGUCAAUGGAAAGGAUUUAUCUAAAGCAACACAUGAGCAGGCAGUGGAAGCCUUCAAAACAGCCAAGGAGCCCAUCGUGGUGCAGGUGCUGAGGAGAACUCCACGCACAAAGAUCUUCAGUCCUUCUCCUGAGUCACAGCUGGUAGACGUGGGCACACAGACAGACAUCACUUUUGAGCACAUCAUGGCUCUGAGCAAGAUGAGCUC
This is a messenger RNA of Tinamus guttatus (white-throated tinamou), 997 nucleotides long. NCBI's taxonomy places the organism in Eukaryota, Metazoa, Chordata, Aves, Tinamiformes, Tinamidae. The record is from RefSeq and is a predicted model, not a curated record.